Messenger RNA from Uranotaenia lowii, 2028 nucleotides. RefSeq names its product zinc finger protein 12-like. NCBI's taxonomy places the organism in Eukaryota, Metazoa, Arthropoda, Insecta, Diptera, Culicidae. Gene Ontology annotation, biological process: regulation of transcription by RNA polymerase II. The transcript has 2 exons. Gene Ontology annotation, molecular function: RNA polymerase II transcription regulatory region sequence-specific DNA binding; DNA-binding transcription factor activity, RNA polymerase II-specific. Bases 228 to 1979 code for a protein of 583 amino acids. The record is from RefSeq and is a predicted model, not a curated record. Gene Ontology annotation, cellular component: nucleus.
AGUAAAUAAAUUCGUUUCGAUCAAGAGGAAGUAUUAAAUUUCUGGAUUGGUAGGUCUGAGCCAAAAGAGAGACAACAAACAAAAUGUAGCAUUCAAUUUCAGUUGUUUUCUGAACAUCUGGGGGGUCUGACAUCAAAGUUUUGAUCAUACAUUCUAGAGAAUUCCAAUCCGAUGGAGUCCUCAGCAAAAAGGAACCAGAGGACACCGAUGAUGAAUGGCUCAGUGACAUGCUACCGCAGAAAUCAGUAGGAAAUACGAACGACAGUAAGCUAUCGAAAACCGGCCGAGGGUUGGCCGAUACCAAAAGCUUUCAGAGCACCAGCGCACUGGACAAGUGUGAGAUGGAAGUCAAUUAUAGCUCAUCGAUUGAAUCGGAGAUCGAGCUCACUGAGGUCACCGUGCGUCAGGAACCAAAUCCUCUAUACAUCUGUCGAUCUUGUGGGGAAAACUGUGAAAGCGAAGCAGAUCGAUUGGAUCACCACAAAAAGUGCAUCCAGAAUCAAUCAACCAACCCCCCUAGUUUAAACAACGACAUGGAACGGCAGCCAGCGUACAAUUCAAUUUUCCUGCAAUUUUUGAGUGAGAAUAAGAAUGACGUGUGGUGCAGAUGUGGUGCGAAGUUUCAAUCCGAAAUGGAUUUAAAAAAUCACAUUGAAACAUGCCCUAAAUUCAAUCCAUCGUACAAAAACAAAGACAAGAUCGAGAGGAAAAAGCACCAGUGUUCGAUUUGUGGAAGAAUCUUCAACCACCUGUCCCUUCUCAACAUACAUCUACGGGCUGGACACGAAGAAAAAAGUUUUGAUUGUGACAAAUGCAACAAACGUUACACUUUGAAGCGCACUUUGGAGGACCAUUACGCUCUUCACCACAUUGGUAAGCCAAGGUACCAAUGUGAAAUUUGUGGAAAGACAUUUUUUCAAUUACCGUGUUACCGACGGCAUAAUAAAAUCAUACACCCUAUAGAAUAUGCUCAAACUUUGGCUACUAAGGGAGUUCAGGUGUUUCCUAUAAAUGAGCUGUAUUCUAUGGACGGCUGUGUAGUUUAUAAUGAUAAGAAUGAAACUACAUCGGACAUACAACAGGAUCAGAAAUCAUCCGAGACGUUGAACGAAAGUAAUCUGAUGAAAACAGAGGAUUCCGAUCACGAGGGCCUUAACACCAGCAUCGCUAUGGAUAAAUGCAAGAUGGAAGUUGAUUGUUCAAUGAUUAAAUCGGAGAUUGAGCUAACUGAGGCUACAGUGUGCCAAGAACCGGAGUAUCUUUACAGCUGUGAGUCUUGUGGGGAAAAAUUUGAAAGCGAAGCAGUUCGAGUGGACCAUUACAAUAGAUGUAUCCACGAUCAAUCAGUCAGCACUCUUACAACAAACAAAGCACGACCGUACAUUGUCGAAGACGGUGCUGAAUACGUUUGCCAGGUUUGUAACAACCCGAUGGUUUACAAACAACUUUAUUCAUUUGUUCUUCAUCAAAUAAACGCUCAUGGAAUUUUCGAUAACUCAUUUUGCCGAAGGGUAAAAAAAAAUGAAGUUCCACCAUUUUCGGAAUUCCCCUAUCACUGCAAUGUUUGCGAUUACUGGUUUCGACACAAAAGGCUCCACCUGCAUCAUGAAUGCUCUAUGGCGAAAGUACAGAACAUCGAUGCCAUGAAUCUCACUAAUCGAUGCAGUUUGUGCAAAAAGACGUUUAAAUACAGGUCGACGCUUUAUAAGCACCUCGAGAAUGAGCAUCAGCAAAGUCGCAACCGGAAGCAUAAAUGCGACUUAUGUGAGAGGUGUUUCAUAACUUCAAAAUCUGUGGAAGAGCACAAGUUUUCCGUUCAUUACAAACAGCCCUUGUAUCGAUGCACUUUGUGCGAAAAAACAACUUACACUGACGGGGCAGCCUAUGCACAUCGUAGGAAAUACCACAAAGAGGAGCUGGAACGUUUGGAAAUACCUUUCCCGGCAUUGGUGUUUAUAGAAAGAUUAAAAAAAACAUAAGUUAGGCUAAAUUUCGGAUUUUUCUAAGUUCGCAUUUCUGUAAUAAAAA